This is a messenger RNA of Belonocnema kinseyi, 2160 nucleotides long. It is a transcript of the gene Rbsn-5, whose product is annotated as rabenosyn-5. The transcript is spliced from 7 exons. The record is from RefSeq and is a predicted model, not a curated record. Gene Ontology annotation, molecular function: metal ion binding. The coding region runs from base 364 to 1896 and encodes 510 amino acids. NCBI's taxonomy places the organism in Eukaryota, Metazoa, Arthropoda, Insecta, Hymenoptera, Cynipidae.
ACAACGAGAGACGACUCACUGUCAAGUGUCAAAAAAAGUAUUGACAUGUGUUUAUUUGUUGCAAUAUAUUUUUUCAUAAUGCAAAAUUAUACCGGAAUGUGAAAAAAGUAACUAUGGAAAGAAAAUAGAUAGUGCUUCAGAGAAUAAUGUGUUUAUUAUUUAAUUAUUUGAUAGGAGGAAGACUAUUAAACCCUCCUUGUAUUCGAACAAUAAUCUUAUAACUUUAGGCUAUGUUUCGUUAUUUAAAGAUACUUCGAAUUCUGUGAAAUAAGUAUAAUAUUCGAAGAUUUUGAAAAACUAACCUAAAAAAAGUGUUUAUUUUCUUUUAUCAGUAUAUAAUUAAAUCGAUGAAAUAUCAAUAAAAUGGCAAGUUCUGAGGAUGUUUUGGAAGGUUUUUUGUGCCCAAUUUGUAUGACUGAUUUGAAAACUCCACAUCAAUUAACGAAACACUUCGAAGAAUUUCAUAACGAUGAUCCGGAAAUUCUAAAAUCUUUGAAAGAUCUUUUUGGAAAGGCCAAGAAGAAAAUCCUCAAACAAAAUGAAGUCUCAGAGAGUUUUUCUGUUCCACUGUUUGAUAAUAAAAAAUAUAAAGAAAUUGAUUGGGGAGAGCAAGAAAUAGGUUUUAUUACUAGCCAUACACAAUACUUCAAGGAAAUAAGAAAUGUAAGGCUGGAAAGGUAUUCCUCGGAAACAAACAAACUUCUUAUAAGACUGGACAAGUUGUUGAACAACUUACCCUCUGACCCUAAUGAUAGAAAAGUUCACGAACGUGCAAUUGUUCCCUGGAUCGAUGACAAAGACGUUAGAUUAUGUCCCACUUGUGCCCGAAGUUUCCACGUAGCUAGAAGAAAGCAUCACUGCAGAUUAUGUGGCGCAGUAAUGUGUCACGAUUGUACUGUUUUUCUUUCAAUAUUAGACGCACGAAGAAUGACUAGUCCAGCUUCAGUACAAGACGAUUCCGCUCUCUCACCAGUUUCCCCAGACUCUUCUUUCACAGGUCGUUUUGUGCAAACAAGCAUAGGAAUUACAAAACUAGUUCGAUCGCCCUCAAGCUCUAGUCUAAAUAAUGUCCUUUCCCUAAUCAGCGAUUCGUCCAGCAACGAGCACAAUUUUCGACUUUGCUUUCACUGCAAAAAUCUUCUCGAUGCCAGAGAAAAAUUAAAAGCGAGGCAGUUCGAUAAACCGAUAAUCUAUCCAUUCUACGAAAAAAUGAGAUCUUACAUGGCCGAGGCGAAGCGACAUCUCGAAAUGUACAACAAAAUGUAUCAGUCGUUAAGCAAUGGUGAGACCACUUACGAAUUACGAGACGCGCAAGUUUUGCGAAUGAAAAUCGCAAAAAUAGGAGAAAAUGUAGAUAACAUUAGUAAAAGAAUAUUAACAAUGGGUUUAACCGAUGCGAAUGACGCAAAUCAGCAGCAGGAACGAAAGCUUCGCGAAAUGGUCCGUUCAGCGACUGUAAUUUUCGUGAAAGAACAACUUGUGGGCAUGUCGUCUUUGCCUUCCGAGGAAGAGUACGCGGAAUUAAAAGAAAAAAGGCAGGAGAGAAUCGAGGUCAGAAUCGCCUACGAGAGACAGUUAGAAUUUGAGAGCGAGCAGAGAGAAAAACGGAAAGAUUUGCAAAAGGAUGUUUGGAAUUCGCAGGCCGAUCCUUCCAACUCAAACCAGUUGAUUCUGGAUAAAUCGCAAGGCUGGGGCUCUUCAGGUGCAUCUGUAAUGAUUUCGUCAACGAAAUCAUCAAUGGAUCCGAUUAUAGAACAAAUGAGCAAUUUGCGGGCUUACAUAAAACAAGCAAGAGAUGAUUGCAAAUAUGACGAAGUCGCGACUCUCGAAAAAAAUUUGAAGGAACUUCAAAGCGCCUAUUUUGUUUUGCAACAAAACAAAAGCAGUGAUUCUUAGUUGCUGCUUUUUAUUAACACAGUGGCCUAGUCCGUUUAUUAAAAAAAGAGACCGUUUUCUGGUAAUUUCGUCCAUCCCUUUUUUCAGUUUCGCCAAUCAAAUUUCCAACUUUUACUCAAUUAAGCAGGUUCAAUUGCCGCAUUGUUUAUUGUCGAAUUUUAGAGAUAUUGUUAAAUAAUUUGAAAAAAAAUGGGUCUAGAGUUGCAUCAAAGAUAAGAAGAGUACCUUAGAAAUCUAAAUAAAAAAAUAAUAUAUAAUAUAGAA